UGUGUGCAGACAGCACUUCCAAAACAUAAUGACUGCUCAGUGAGCGAUACAGCAUGCAUCUGCUAUAACGAGGCGAUCAGUGCGGUUUUCAAUGCAUGUCUUAAAAGCACUUGUACAGUCAGAGAUAUUGUAGUCGCCACCAGGUUGCAGAACAUACAGUGCAACGCUCCAAUACGCGAUCGUUCGAAGGUCUUGCUCAUCAUUUCCAUCGUUAUUGGCGCAAGUGCAUUGGUCGCCGUUUGUAUGCGGAUGUCUGUUGCGUUCCGACAAGGUAGCUUCGGCUGGGAUGAUAUCGCCUGUCUUUCCGCAUACGCUGCUUCCAUUCCUGUGACAGUCGUUUGCUGUGUAACAUCAGUUCACGGCUUUGGCAAGGAUACGUGGGCUUCGCCAGUGGCAGACAUCUUCUUGACACUGAGGCUCGUCUACGCCAGUCAAAUAUCGUAUUUCCCGGCAUCUGGCUUGACUAAGCUUUGCUUCCUGCUCUUCUUCAUACGCAUAUUUCCUGGCAAACGGAUCCAGGGAGCGAUACGAGCACUUGUUUGGGCCACCAUCAUCUACAUCGUCGUCUUCAUGAUCACCAUGGUCUUUGCCUGUAAGCCUAUAUCAGCUGUUUGGACAUCCUGGACCAAGGAGAAUACCCCGUCAUACUGUAUUAAUCAAAAAGCGUUCUAUUACGCGGCGGCUGGCUGCAAUAUCGCGCUUGACAUACUAAUCGUGCUGAUACCUAUACCGGAACUGUUGAAACUGAAGCUCAGCCGCAGGAAGAAAAUCUUUCUGGUCGCCAUUUUCAGUGUUGGGGCAGUUACUGUUGUGAUCUCAUGUAUUCGACUCGGCGCUCUUGCGACGUAUGAGACAGAGGUCAAUCCAAUGUACAACAACGUCCUCUCUGGAGUAUGGUCCGUCUUAGAGAUCAAUGUGGGUAUCAUAUGCAUUUGCAUGCCUUCAUUCCCGCGUUUCGUAAGCCAGCUGGCACCACACUUCUUCAGCACGACUCAUCGCGACUCGCGCUUGUGCGGCGAAGCUGGUACGCCCAACGCAUAUGGGCGGAGUGGAAGGAAAAAGUUUCAAACACGUGUUAGCAUGUUCGAGAUGUCUAUCGUUAAGACUGUGGAUAUGACCGUGGAAGCCCAGCGCGCAUCUGAUGACGAGGUCCGCUUGGUCAUGCUUCAACAGAACAGGAGGGGUGCGCCGAGCUCAGCAAGCAGCACUGCCGGCUGGGAGCUGCCAAUGCAGCGACCUGAUCAAGUCUAUGACGGCCGUUCGUAG
Paraphaeosphaeria sporulosa is the source of this 1266-nucleotide messenger RNA. RefSeq lists its product as uncharacterized. Lineage: Eukaryota; Fungi; Ascomycota; Dothideomycetes; Pleosporales; Didymosphaeriaceae. The transcript has 5 exons. The record is from RefSeq and is a predicted model, not a curated record. The annotation marks the transcript as partial.